GUAUAUGGGUGUCUAAUUCCCUUUGUGCGCCGUCUAUUGUCGGCAUUACGAUUAUUACGCUCACGCUGAUUUCGCUCGUCGUCGUGUAGUCGUCGUCGGGCGACGCAACAAUACAAUUAUCGUUAUCCCCGCGGUCAAUACGCGACGCCGACGAAGAGCGGGAUAUACCGCAGGUGCAACGCGUCGCUUAUCGACGUAUUUUUUUUUUCACAGAAAGAAAAAAACUGAAUUGCUAUUAAUAUACCUUUUUUUUAUUUUGAGCGGCAGCGAAAUAGCGAAGCUUUCCGCGGUAUUUUUUGGCCGGAUCGAUGCUCAACAAAUAGGACAGGAACGGCGAUACGGAAAGUUGAAACAGCUGACAAUUGCUAUAUUUUGCACAAUUGAUUCUGAUUUAAUAAAUAAUUUAAAAACUGAGUUUUUUCUAAAUUUGCGAGAUUUUUGUCACUCGAAGAGAGAAGAGAGAGAACGUCUUUUAACGCGAACUUCAAGCGAAUCACUUGUUUGUGUUCGAUAAAGAAAGAAGGCUUUUGACGUAACUGAUUUCUUUACAACCUUUAUGAUCGACAUGACGCGAUUGCAUCAAUGUCGUAGCGCACCUAGUAAGUUCUUGAGCAUUAGCAAAAGAACAUCCAGAAGUAGGACGUGUUCCCGAAGGCUCGCGCAGAGCACAGGAAGCUUGCAAAUACGUCAAAAUUGUACCUGUCAUUGUAAAUUUCGUUGCGACUCGGUCUCGGAAAAGCAGAACGAGACGUUCACGUUGACGGAAUCGCGACUCACAUCCCAAAAAGAAGGUCGAGUAGCUCUGGGCUUGUUCUGCGCGCUGUUGUGCUCGCAAUGCUGCGUGUGGAACACUUGGGCCCCGAUCGCGGGUCUCGCUCUGCGAGCCUUCCCAAACUGGAACGAGUCUCUGGUGGCCCUUCUUUCCGAUUGGGGCUGCAUCAGCUACCUCACAUGCUGCGUACCUUCCUGCUGGCUCCUUUACAGAAAAGAUCUAGUAAUGUCCUUACAAAUGGCGGCGAUUCUGUCGACCCUGGCAACUCUCAUACGUUGUGUGUCCACCACGGAAGACGUUUUCACGAUGUACGUUAAUUGAAAAUGGAUAAUCGUUGA
Messenger RNA from Pseudomyrmex gracilis, 1110 nucleotides. RefSeq lists its product as uncharacterized. The transcript has 2 exons. The coding region runs from base 557 to 1093 and encodes 178 amino acids. NCBI's taxonomy places the organism in Eukaryota, Metazoa, Arthropoda, Insecta, Hymenoptera, Formicidae. Gene Ontology annotation, cellular component: intracellular membrane-bounded organelle; membrane. The record is from RefSeq and is a predicted model, not a curated record.